AUGAACAAGAGAAAUAAAUCUAAAGACCCUAACAGAAGUUUUGACACGAUUAAUAAGCUAGAAGCCCUUGAGAAGCAAGCAAUGGUUGACGAUAUCUUUGUGAAAACACAUACGAUAUGAGAUAAGAUGAUUAAUGCGAGUAGAAAAAUUCAUAUUAACGCAUCCCCAAUAACAGAUAUACUAAAACAGCUAAACACUAAUAACAAAAGGUUGAUUAAAAAGACAAUACCUAGACACGCUAGGAAGACAUCUUUAAGGAACAACAGCGGCAGCGAUCAACUGGACCAAGAAGAAGAAAAAGGAGUUGAUGAACAUGCAAGCCCAGAAAGUCCUCAGUUGGUUAACUCGUUUACCGCACUUAAAGAAGCAACAAAGGGGACAGGAGAGGUUGUAGAGGAAGAGAAAUCAUCCGAGCAGAUUAGGUAUGAAAAAUGGCAGGAUAAAGAGCAUGAGAGAAAAUAAGCUGCAUGUCAUGUUGAUAAAUGAGACAAAUUCGUUCUCAACAUUUAAAAAGAGUGGAAAACUAAUGAAAAAUAAUAUUCCAAAAGAGAACGAAAAACUGGCAAAAUUUCUCAAAGAAAUUCAUCGUGAAAAGGGAAGAAAAUAGGGCUGAAAGACAUAGGAGAAAACUUGUUUUGGCUAACAAAUAAGUCUGUGCAAAAUAUGAUCUAUGAUUCUAGCAUAAUGAUAGCUCCGACAAUAGACAAUAAUUAUUCUAAUACUCUAAAGAGUACUUCUUCUAUGAUCGAUAAGAGUAAAUGCAAAUUUGUUAACUUUAAGAAACCUAGUAGAUCUCCUUUGCCUUCCCUCAAGGAACAGCUUACCCAGGUCUGUAAUCAGAACGAUUGGAGUAUGAAUCCACAUAUGGAGCAGAAGAUUGAGAAAAAGAAGUAUCAGAGGCUUUCUCCUCUUCCCACAAGUUUCAUAAGAAACAGAUUCUACAAUAUCAAGCCUAAGCUACUGCGUGAGCACAAAGAAUUCAAGUCAGAGAGCAGAACAGGGAUCAAAAACUACAAAGAAAAUUCAAUUUUCUCCAGUCAGAGUAGUCUAAAGAACACCUUAAGGAACUCUAAAAAGCAAGUAUUCCUAAUCUAAACUUGUAGCCUGAGCUACAAGAAGAUUAAGCCGUUCUCAGAGGAGAAGAAAGUGAAAACUUCAUUCUAUACUAAACUGAAAGAUCGCAUUCCUCUAAAGGCACA
Molecule: messenger RNA, 1199 nt
Organism: Moneuplotes crassus
Lineage: Eukaryota; Ciliophora; Spirotrichea; Euplotida; Euplotidae
Source: the annotation of a GenBank genome assembly